GCGAGCAAUCUCAGGCUAGUGCGCGCGCGGUGAAAGAUCGCUCCCCCUUCGUUUUGUUUGCGUUCUUCCCCCAGCGCCAACCGCGCCCUCGUGGCCCAGGCGGCCGCGAUGAAGGCGACCAGAGCUCUGCUCCGGGUUCCUCGGCGGGCGGCCCACCCAGGGCCUGCGGCAGCUCUGUCGGCCGACGGCUCCCGCGGCGGCGAGUCGCGGGUCACGGUCAAACCCUUCGGCCAGAUGCCCCGCGUGCCGUCGUUCCCGCUGGUUGGCAGCUCGUGGAUCUACUGGCCCUUCGUCGGCAAAUACCACCCGGACCGGCGGCACGAGGCGGCGCUGGACAUGCACCGCCAGUACGGCCCCAUCGUGGCUGAGAAGCUGCCCGGCCGCUACUCGCUGGUGCACCUGUUCAGCGCCGACGAUUUUCACGCGCUCUACCAGCACGAGGGCAAGACGCCCUUCCGCAUGGGGGUCACGGCCUUCAAGAAGUACCGCAGCAGCCGGCCCGAGUACUACAAGAACAUCGGCAUCCUGAACAUGUGA
Messenger RNA from Ixodes scapularis (black-legged tick), 537 nucleotides. Its product is annotated as ecdysone 20-monooxygenase-like. Bases 109 to 537 code for a protein of 142 amino acids. The transcript is spliced from 2 exons. The record is from RefSeq and is a predicted model, not a curated record. Gene Ontology annotation, molecular function: oxidoreductase activity, acting on paired donors, with incorporation or reduction of molecular oxygen; monooxygenase activity; iron ion binding. NCBI's taxonomy places the organism in Eukaryota, Metazoa, Arthropoda, Arachnida, Ixodida, Ixodidae.